AUGAUGUCAGCUGUGACUCGCUCUAUGAGUGCACACAAGCUGUUCGAUAAAUUGCCCAAGAGAAACCCACCUAACUCCAAAACCGGCGACUGCAUUCAUCGAAAUCGCCCGAUUUUAGUGGACCCUUUUGAGCAUUUCGCAGAGAACGACGUCGUGAGAUCCUGGACGUCGAGAAUAUCGAGCUUGGUCAGGCAAAAUCGGCCCAAAGAGGCCGUACGUCUGUUCAAUUCGAUGCUCGCGAGCGGCGAAAGGCCGAAUUUUGUCACGGUCCUGAGCGCGAUAAAAGCGGCUUCUUCUCUCGAGCGGAUAAUAUUGGCCCGCGGGCUUCACGGGUUCUCGGUGAAAACGGGCUUAGUUAAGUCGCAGGUGACUGUUGUGACGGCCCUCGUCGGCGUUUACUCUUCUUGGGAUAUGAGGAGUACGUGGAAAUUAUAUCUUGAGACGGCAAAUAAAGAUGUGGUUUUGUGCAGUGCUAUGGUUUCGGCAUGUGUCGCCCAAGGGGACUAUUUGGGGGCAUUUAAGCUGUUAAAGGAGAUGUCUUUUUCGAACGUGCGGCCAAAUCAUGUGACGAUUUCAAGCGUGCUUCCUGCUUGUGCUGACAUGGCUGCAUUGUACAUCGGGAAAGAAAUUCACGGUUAUGUUAUUAGAAAUUUGCUUUUUGUUCAUACGGUUUGUGGGAAUUCGCUUUUGGAUAUGUAUUCGAAAUGUGGAUGUUUGGAGGCUGCGCUUAAGGUUUUCGAGCUUAUGGAGAGUAAAGAUAUUGUUUCUUGGAGGAUAAUUGUACGUGGCUGUAUUGAGAACAAUAGUUUGGGAAAGGCUUUGGAGAUUUUCACAAGAUUGCGAGCUUGUGGUGAGGAAAAGGUGGAUGAAUGUAUAAUCCAAGAAAUAAUCGGAGCUCAUUCACUUUUCGGUAAGAAUUAUAAUAUUCACGGCUUUCAUAGUCUUUUGAUGAAAAUGGGAUUGACUGCAUAUAUUCCCUUAAUGACUGAUCUUCUCCAAGCAUAUGCUCGAUAUGGUGAUAUCGCCUCGUCUAGGAAAAUAUUUGAUACUCUUGAAUUUAAAGAUGUUAUUGCUUGGAGUGCCAUGAUUUCAGUUUAUGCUCAAAGCACGCAGCCUGAUAAAGUGUGUGAUAUAUUACAGCAGAUGCAACUGGCUGACGAGAAGCCUAAUGAGUUUACUUUUGUUAGUUUAUUGCUCGCUUGUACUUCACUCGAUGCUAUGUACAGUGGCGAAAGCAUACAUGCACAGAUAACGAAAAAAGGGUACUUAACCAACACGUUUUUGACAUCGGCCCUGAUUGAUAUGUACUGCAAAUUCGGUAGAACAGAACAAGGGAAGUCAGUUUUUGAUGAAAAUAACAAUAAUAAAAAAGAUUUGAUUUGUUGGAGUUCGAUGAUAAAUGGAUAUGCAGUCAACGGCUGUGGUGAGGAGGUUCUCGAGUGUUUUUCGAAAAUGUUGUCUUUUGGUAUAGAACCUAACGAUGUUAUUUUCAUAUCUGUUUUAUCUGCGUGUAGCCAUUGUGGAUUCGAGUAUGAAGGUUGGAGUUGGUUUAAUGCAAUGGAAAGGAUUUAUGGUAUUAAGCCAAAACUCGCGCAUUAUGCUUGCAUGGUAGAUUUGCUUAGCCGUCAAGGGAAUAUUGAGGAGGCUCUCGAAUUUGCAAAUAAUAUGCCGAUCGAGCCUGAUAAGCGGAUAUGGGGAGCUAUUCUUGCUGGAUGCAAAAAUGUUGAUGGGGCUAAUGAGAAUUUGGAAUUUGUUUCGAAGAAACUUAUUGAUCUCGACCCAGAGAAUAUGAGCAAUUAUGUGGUACUCUCUAACUUGUAUGCGGAUAAGGGUCGAUGGGAUGAGGUUGAGAAGUUGAGAGAUUUUGUUGAUCGAAAAUCGUUGAGGAAACUUGUGGGUUAUAGCGCGAUUUGA
Molecule: messenger RNA, 1914 nt
Organism: Striga asiatica
Lineage: Eukaryota; Viridiplantae; Streptophyta; Magnoliopsida; Lamiales; Orobanchaceae
Source: the annotation of a GenBank genome assembly